Molecule: messenger RNA, 4844 nt
Organism: Dreissena polymorpha
Lineage: Eukaryota; Metazoa; Mollusca; Bivalvia; Myida; Dreissenidae
Product: TPR repeat-containing protein DDB_G0287407-like
Exons: 23
Coding region: 166-3780 (1204 amino acids)
Cellular component (GO): Cul4-RING E3 ubiquitin ligase complex
Molecular function (GO): protein binding
Source: RefSeq, a predicted model, not a curated record
GGCAUGUUAUGCAAAUAAAACAACCAUUACAUGAAUGUUGUGGACAUGUACAAGGAAUUUAGUUCAUAUGUGCCCCAUUUUUGUCCCCUAUCGGUGAAACCAGAGGGGACUUAAGGUUUGGGCUCUGUGUCUUGCGUCUCCUAUAACAAAGAGCAACAAGUCACCAUGGCAACUGGUACAUCAACAACGUCGUCAACGGAGUCAGCAGGAACAGGUGGGGCAACAGCGGCGUCGGGUGAGUCGGAUGAUAAACCACCUUUAGAGGGCUCGGUGAAACUCUACAUCACAUCCUAUACUGAUGACUUCUUUGCUGAGCGAGAGUUCUUCAGAAGAGAGAUUUUGCCAAACUUGAAGAGUUGGUGUGAAGCCAAGCAUUUGGCUCUGAGUGAGAGAUAUGUUAAGUGGGGUUCCAUCUACCCAGACCGGAGGGAGGCCUCAACCCAGGAGAAGAUUCAGACCAGCAUUGAGAACUGCUAUCACCAUAACAACAUGCCCAUCUUCCUCAACUUUACCAGUGAGGGUGUUGGCUGGGUGCCCAUGUGGGGGGAAUGCCCUGAUGAAUACGUGGAGGAGUUUAUCCAGGCGUAUGGGCUGCUGCCAGAGGACAUCCAGGUCAUGUCUGGGGCCUACAGAGAGGACAAUCAUAACUCCCUGUUCCUGAUCCGCAGUGAUGUGAUCCUGGACAAGAUUCCUGACUUGGAGAAGAAGUACUUCCUUCAGAGGACCUCCGCCUCGGACAAAAUCAAACAGAACGGAGACAUGGUCACACAGAAGUUUCCUCCUGCGCGUUUGAUCAAGUACAACUGCAAGUACAUGGGUCUGGACGCCAGGAAACAUGCCAAGCUGGCUUUCCAGGACUCCCUCGGACCUACUAUACUGGACUUCUGCAAGCAGCGUAUCCUGUUUGACUUCUGUGGGGAGCAGCCCCAGUCGUUCAACAAGCAGGACAACCAGGUCUCUCUGGAACACGAGACCUUCAAGACGCAGAAGGCCGCCUGCGUCAUUGGACGAGAGGACAUCAUCAAGAAAAUAGAGGAGUACAUUUUCAAUGGAGACAAGGAUGUGCCACUCAUGUUGCUAGGUGACCCAGGGCUCGGCAAGUCGUCUGUCAUGUGCAAGGUGGCAGAACAGCUCACGCAGAGGGCGAAGAACGGACAACUGAAAAGAUCUGACGGUAGAAGCUGGCAUGUGUUCUAUCACUUUGUUGGUGCCAUCCCAGGAUCAACAAUUGUAGAGCCACUGCUGAAACGCCUACUGAGGAGUAUGGACUUCAUAACGGACUCGAACAUACCCAAGGAUGUGAAUGCGGCGGCCCAGCAGGUGUGCAGCAUGCUGUCCAACCCCAACACCCAGCCGCUCAUUGUGAUGGUGGACGCCAUCAACCAGUUCUCGGAAGACCAAGCUUCGAAGAUAAUGAGCUGGGUCCCGCGCAAGUUGUCCCCCUUUGUUCGCAUCAUUUUCUCAUCUGUCAGCGGUUGUACGCAGCACGUCACGCUGAUGAAGCGGGAAACCAAGCCUAUAGAGCUGCAGAUCACGCCCCUGGAUAUGAACACCAGGAAGGCGAUUGUCGCCAACAUGCUGACCAAGUACGGCAAGAAGCUGUCCAACGGUCAGCUAGACCGCCUGCUGGCCCACCCGUCCUCAGAGAAUCCCCUGUGGCUGACCAUUGCGUGUGAACAGCUGUGUCAGUACCGCAGCGGCAAUGCCACCGCAGACCGGAUCAACUCCCUGCCAGAGGGGGUGCAGAAUCUUCUUGAGGAGGUAUUGAAGAGGUUUGAGUCAGACUCCGGAGGUCUCCUCCUGGUGGCCACUCUCUGUCUACUCGAGGCCUCGGCUGCAGGGCUUGACGAGUCGGAACUGAGACGUCUCCUGGCCGACGAGGAUCAACUCAUGCCUCCUGGGGCUUUCGAUGAGAAAGAUGAAAAGGAGACAUCCGAGAAGGAGACCAAGUCCAGUAGCACCGUUCUGUCGGAGGCCAAGUGGUCGCGCGUGUUCAAGACCCUCCAGCCGUACAUCCGACCCUAUGGGGACAGCUGCCUGGGACGCAUGGAUAUCUACCACCGCACUGUGAGCAACGCCGUUAGGCAGAGGUAUUUCCAGAAGAAGGUUGCAGUGGUUGAUGAGAACAUAGAGGAAGAGGAGGAUGUUCCAACAGCGGCCGACUGGUGGCACAAGAAACUGGCUGACUUCUUUGAAGAACAGUCACAUGAGCACAUGGAUAGAUACGUGGAGGAGUACCCGCAUCAGCUGAUGUGCCUGGAGGACAAAACCCGCCUGGCGGCGGCGCUGUGUGACUGGCGCGUGUUUGACGUCCUGUACAACGAGGAGUACAGCUCUUACCUGCUCAUUUUCUGGAGAAAGGUGGGCAGUGCUAGCGACAUGAUCUCCAAUUAUGAGAGCGCUCUAACUGUGUUUGAAGAAGAUGAAAAUGUUAACGAGGAAGCCGUCUCCAUACGCUACGAGAAAGUCUGCAGAGUUGUGAUCCAGGCGGGCAAGUACCAUGAGGCGCUGGAGUUGCUGAAGACUGCACUGAAGAUAGAGGAGAAGGAACUGGGGGCUCGGGCUCACCGCAUGGUGGAGCUUUACGCGCUCAUGGCAGAGAUCUAUGAUGAGAAACUGAAGCUGAAUGACUUUGUGUCGCCCAGUCAACUUCCAGAUCUCCGUAAAACAAUUCACUAUGGCCGGAAAUCAAUUGCAAUAAGAAGGACCCUGCCAGGGGCUUAUCAUAGAUCCAAGCUGGGUAUGAGCCUGAUGAAGCUGGCGUUCAACAUGGAGAGCUGGCAGGCAUGCGGUGGGGGCCCAGAACUCUCACAGGCAGACGCCCUUGCCGAGGGCAACAAGUACAUCGACAAGGCCAUCAAGAUUUUCCAGGAGCUGAAUGAUGAUGGCCACUAUGCGGAGGCGUUGAUGACAAAGGGAGUGCUGGCCCCAAGGGGCUGUAUGGAACAGUUGAAGUUGUAUAAUGAUGCCAUGGACCUGGCUAUGCAGAUGUAUGGGGAGUACCACAUCCUCACCUCGCGCCUGUACAUCAAUAUCGGUAUUGUGUACGAGGACAACAACAACUACAACAAGGCCUACGAGUACUUCAAGAAGUGGGCAAGGGUCAGCGAGGAGAUCCUGGGGCCUGACCAUCCCAAGACCUUGCGGGCAAAAGGCGUCCUGCGAGAAUCGCGAUAUAAGAGCAUCGCCCGUCGCCUCGGCGAGGCUGUAGACGAUGUGAACGAAGAGGAAGAUAAUGAAGAAGGGGACGCUGAAGAGGACGCAGAGGCGGUUGACAUAGAACAUUACGAUGAUCAGGUGGGUCCGAGCUCAAACCAACGUCUGAUCAUGGAGAACAGUCUGAUACAGGAGAAUGGGGAGAUGUCAACUGUUAACAGUGAUCCGGCAUUGAUACACGGGCUAGGAAGUAGCGAUGAUAUCGAGGUGAACGGAUAUUAUGACGAAGAUGAGGAUCAGGAUUCAGAAAGCGGUAGUGAUCGAGAAAAUUCGGACAAUGAGAAUUUUUACGACGAUAAUUUCGAGGAUUACGACGAGCAGUAUAUGAUAUAUUCUGAUACUGGAGCGCUUGUCAACUUGAGUAAUGUCAAUGUGCUGCAAACUAGCGAUGACGAAGAUGAUGACGAGAUUAUUCAGAUGGCGGCUCGGGAAAACGCCCGCGGGCCGGACGUUGACAACCGCUAUGCCAGCGACAGUCACGAGUCAAGUGGCACUGAGAGUGAUGGUGAUGACACCACAAAUCAGCCAAACGCAUCUAAUCAACGGCAGGCAAGACACAAUUAACACGUAUGUGUGUUCUGAAUUAAUUAAUGAAUUAAUUUUUUUGUUUCACUUGUUUUGAUUGCCAUCAUGUGUUGCUUGGGCGUUGAAGCCUUUCACUGGAAGACAGCGACUCUGUAGAAUCAUUCUUGUAUUGCAGUGCAUGUCUUUGUGUUUUGAUUGUUAAAGUGAGUGUUUCUAUGUAGUCUUUGAACAGUCUGCAUCAACAGGUACAGGAAUGUGCUUAUACUAGUGUAAUUCUGGUAGACUGGUGCUAGGUUUUAGAUUGAAGAACUUUUGAUGUAAGUAAGGCAGGUGUUACUUAUGAAAGAUGAUCUGCAUUUUUUUCCAAUACUGUUCAAUUCAUACCAGUUUGUAAAUACUUAUUUGUAGCUACAAAUGUAGCUAUAUUACUUUGUUGCUCUAUGUUCUUUUAAAGAGGUUUAGUUUUUGAGCAGAUUUUUUCAUCUCUGUUCAUGUCGUAGCGCUUUAGUUUUGUACAGACUUUUUCAUGAUUGUUGUCUGUUUAUUUUUGUAGUUGUUACAGAUUACUUUGCUUUCCAUAUUUUGGGUACAAUGCUGUUUGAUAACCAUUAAAAUGUUCACACGUUCACCUUAAUGUGUCUCAUGUUUUAAGUGUGAUUAAUGUACCAUAAGAACCAAGAUAUGUGUUGUUUUAUUCGAGCCAUGUUCUGAGAAAACUAGGCUUAAUGCAUGUGCGUAAAGUGUCAUCCCAGAUUAGCCUGUGCAGUCCACACAGGCUAACCAGGGAUGACACUUUUGCCUAAACCUGAUUUUUGGGAAACAGGGACUUCCUUGAAACUAAAAAUACCAUAAAAGCGGAAAGUGUCGUCCCUGAUUAGCCUGUGCGGACUGCACAGGCUAAUCUGGGAUGACACUUUAUGCACUUGCAUUAAGCCCAGUUUUCUCCGAACGUGGCUCAUUCAAUCUCAUGUUUGUAAGCGAUUCUUCAUGUGCUGUUGUAUUUAGCUAGCAGUUUUGAUAUAUUGUGCUUUGAUGUACUAUGUUUAAGUUCUGUCCAUUUGUUGACAUAUUUUGAUUAUGUAUAAUAAAGUGCAAAACAUCCA